Molecule: messenger RNA, 660 nt
Organism: Acaulospora morrowiae
Lineage: Eukaryota; Fungi; Glomeromycota; Glomeromycetes; Diversisporales; Acaulosporaceae
Source: the annotation of a GenBank genome assembly
AUUUGAAUGGCAAUCAUGUUAUCCAAAAAUGUUUGCAUCGGUUAAGUUCCGAGGAUAAUCAGUUUGUAUACAACGCUGUCAGCAAAAAUUGCGUUGAAGUUGCGACGCACCGCCACGGCUGUUGCGUGCUUCAGAGAUGCAUAGAUCACGCCAGCGAAUCGCAAAAGAUUCAGCUUGUAACUGAAAUCACAUUCAAUGCGCUCACAUUGGUUCAAGAUCCCUUUGGUAACUACGUGGUUCAGUACGUUUUGGACCUUGGCGACAGUCGUUUUAAGGACGCGUUGAUUCGAAAGUUUAUCGGCAACGUGUGCUUGCUGUCUGUGCAAAAGUUCAGUUCAAAUGUCAUGGAAAAAUGCAUCAGAGUUUCCGAGCCGGAAACGCGCAAAUUGCUAAUUGACGAAAUGCUCAACAUGAAUCGACUCGACAAGUUAUUGCGCGACUCGUAUGCAAACUACGUGGUUCAAACAUCUCUCGAUUAUGCGGACCCCGUGCAGCGUGCUCAACUUGUGGAUUGCAUCCGACCUCUUUUACCGGCCAUUCGCAAUACGCCAUACGGAAAGCGCAUCCAAGGAAAGCUUCACCGCGAACAAAUGCAAGCCUUAAAUACGAUUAACAGCCUUAACAUGAACAAUAUGAACAUACUUAGACUUCCAUUUAACA